Tinamus guttatus (white-throated tinamou) is the source of this 898-nucleotide messenger RNA. It is a transcript of the gene FAM181A, whose product is annotated as family with sequence similarity 181 member A. NCBI's taxonomy places the organism in Eukaryota, Metazoa, Chordata, Aves, Tinamiformes, Tinamidae. The record is from RefSeq and is a predicted model, not a curated record.
AUGGAAAUCUCCGCAAGCUGCACUCUGUGAAAUGGCAUCAGACAGCGAGGUAAAAACCCUCCUGAAUUUUGUCAAUCUGGCCUCGAGUGACAUCAAAGCGGCUCUGGAUAAAUCCGCUCCUUGCCGCCGCUCAGUCGAUCACAGAAAAUACUUGCAGAAACAGCUCAAAAGGUUCUCCCAGAAAUACUCCAGGAUCCCACGGUGCCACCCCAGCAAACCAGCGGAGUGCAGUGUGAAGAGGGGUGCUGAGGAGAGGGGUCGGCGGCCGGGGGCGCCCCACCCCAGCCACCACUGCAGAGCUGAGAAGGCGCUGAGGGCUGCCGAGGCGGAGGAGACCUUUCCUGGGGAGCAGCUUUUGCAGGCGCAAAAUCCUGAGCCCGCGAAGCCGGAUCAGGUGCCCAUGAGGAAGAGACAAUUGCCUGCCUCCUUCUGGGAAGAGCCCCGGCCGGCACAGAGCCUUCUGGCCAGGAGCUUUCCCGAUGGCCUGGGCGGGCUCCCAAACUCCGGAGAGCCUCUUCCUUACGAGGAGAAGAAAAGCAGACGGAGCCCGGAGGCUGCAGGCCCCGAGAGUCCCCAUGAGCCCAUGCUGCAUGGUGGCAAGAAAGAAUCUGCCAAGGCCCCGGGGCCACCCACGGCUGGACGUGUGGCUGCCUGGACUUGCUGCCCCUUCCAGUGCCCCGGGCAGCCUUUGUACCAAACCCCUGGGGCGCUGCCGCCAUCGCCCUUCCCGGGCCUGGUGCUGUGGCGGAAAAGCGCAGCGCUGCCGGGGGAGGUCCAGCACUUCUGCAAGGAGGCGGACAGCACGGGGCAGAAACUCUACAGGCCCGUGGUCGUGAAACCCAUUCCCACCAAGCCGUCUGUGCCCCCUCCGAUUUUCAAUGUUUUUGGCUAUAUUUAG